AUGUAUUCUCAUAAUGCAACCGGCAGCAGCAGAGCCUCUUCCGAAACCGCCCGCUACCGCGGCGUGCGCCGGAGGAGCAACGGAAAAUGGGUGUCUGAGAUCCGUGAGCCAAGAAAGCCCACCAGGAUUUGGUUAGGCACAUUUCCCACACCUGAAAUGGCCGCAGUGGCUUAUGACGUGGCAGCUUAUGCUCUCAAGGGUAAGGAUGCGGAGCUGAAUUUCCCUGACUCCGCUUCCUCCCUUCCUGUCCCCGAUUCACUCUCGGCGCGUGAUAUUCAGAUGGCGGCAGCCGCUGCGGCGGCGGCUGCCGGAGCUGCGAAGGAUGCUAUGCAGACGCCAACGAAUAAUAACUCUUCAGGGGUACAAGAGAAGCAAGCAGGGACGAGUAACGAGUUCGUGGACGAGGAUUUGAUCUUUGACAUGCCUAAUGUUCUGGUUAAUAUGGCUGAGGGAAUGCUGCUUAGUCCUCCUCCUUUUGACAUUGGUCUGGAACCUAACAGCCCAGAAAACAUGGAACAUGAGACAAGCCUGUGGAAUUUCCCUUAA
Molecule: messenger RNA, 546 nt
Organism: Vigna umbellata (rice bean)
Lineage: Eukaryota; Viridiplantae; Streptophyta; Magnoliopsida; Fabales; Fabaceae
Product: ethylene-responsive transcription factor ERF024-like
Biological process (GO): regulation of DNA-templated transcription
Molecular function (GO): DNA binding; DNA-binding transcription factor activity
Source: RefSeq, a predicted model, not a curated record